Molecule: messenger RNA, 4131 nt
Organism: Endocarpon pusillum Z07020
Lineage: Eukaryota; Fungi; Ascomycota; Eurotiomycetes; Verrucariales; Verrucariaceae
Exons: 8
Coding region: 1-4131 (1376 amino acids)
Biological process (GO): protein phosphorylation
Cellular component (GO): cytoplasm; nucleus
Molecular function (GO): protein binding; ATP binding; protein kinase activity
Source: RefSeq, a predicted model, not a curated record
AUGUCGCUAGACUCUCUGAUGAGAGACCUUGAGCGUCGUGUAGACAGCGGACUUGAUUUGGUAAAUUCCCUUUCGUCCAGCCAGCAGGGCUAUGCUGGGGAAGUCACUGUUGAACCUGUUGUCUUCGCUCGAAAACUUCUGUCAGAUGCUCGGCGGUCUAUCUCGCACUUCAGCCAUGUCCCGCUCGACUACCGGAGCUUUGUCCAUUAUCUUGCUGACAGUCGACUUCCAAUCAUAGAUCCAUUGUCGGUGGAAUGGGGCGAUUUCCUCGGCAGUGGGUGGACUAUGAGCGUGUAUAGCGGCCGUUGGACAUCAGAGGAUUCAAAAUCUCGAAUUGUUGCUCUUAAGCAACUGAACCUGGAUGUAGCCUACAGCAUGUCAUCGCAGGACGAGUCUGCAAAAGACUAUAGGACAAAAAUGGCAUCUUUCACCAUGGAACUUCGUCUGAUGUCGCAUGAGCUCCUCAAGAGUCAUCCAAAUAUCGUACGACUUCGUGGAAUCACCUGGAAGCAACAGCAGAGCUCCCUCUUGCAUGACCUGAUCACGACACCGGUUCUGAUCGUUGAGAGGGCAAGUCUUCGCCUCAAUAUGCCAUUGACAUUAGAGAGUCACGUCCUAACGGAAACAUCUGGCCGCCUUUCCGGAGAAGAAAUGGCUCGGCUAUUACACCAUGUAGCUUCUGGUCUUCGUGCUUUACAUGCGCUCGGCGUUGUACACGGUGACAUGAAACCAAGCAACGUACUGCUUUUCGAGGCGCAGGAUGGCCUCUCUGCCAAAAUAUCUGAUUUCGGCUUCUGCAUUGUGAGCGAUAACAGGGUGGAAGCGUUGAGGGGUGGCACCGCUUUUUGGAGCCCUCCAGAGUGUCUUCCUCAUGCCUCCCCUGACGCUAGCAUCCAGCGUCUUAAGGAUACUAGGGACUACUAUUCGUACGGCCUCAUUGGUUUAUUCGUGCUAUUUGGACGGAUUCCCUUCAGAGGCGAUGAGGAAGCGAUAACUGUAGCUAAGAACGAGGAUCUCAUGAAGCAACACCUUGACGAGAUGUUCAUGUCACAUUUCCCGGCUGACGAGUUGCUGAAGACAGGCCACGAACUUGUCAUUCGGUUUCUUGUACAGUGGGUCCUCGUUCGUGAUCCAGACGCCAGGCGGUUCAGUUUCGACUUAUAUCUUGAUCGGCUGACAAGCAGCUCAUGGCUGGAGAUCGCGAAACAGACUUUGCAAUCUAGGAUGUGGGAUGCCGAAUGGCAGCGAUUUGGAGAACCCAGCGCCCGGCUCAGACUGUUAUCUGAGGCCCCACUUGACUCUCUCUAUCAUUUGACAAUCGACCAUACAAUGGACCAUUGGGGCUCCUUGCAACAGUACGAACGAACCCCGGAACUCACCACGCUGGACAGCCUUCAAAGCUCUUAUGUCCCCGAACCAUUCCAAAGGGCAAUAUUUCAGAAUACUUGGGAAAGAGUACAUCAGGACCGAGCGCCAAAUGUUGUUCUCAAGCAAAAGUUCGUGGCCAAUUGCUACAGUACUGGCUUCGGUGUUCAGCGAAGCACCGAAAAAGCCCUCGAGUGGUACCAAAAGGCGGCCGAACAAGGGGAUGCGGACGCAGCGAAGUCAUUCCUACAGAUUGCCGGUUUCCAUCGCUCCCGCGAAAGGCUCGGUCUGGAACAGCACUGCAAUCUUAUGUUGCAGGUAUUGCUGGUUGAGUUUAUCCCUGAGGGCGCGGAAGGAAAGGUCCAAAAAGACUUACAGUCCAUCACGGUCCUGAGGAAUCAAGUCCUUUGUGAGCCAGCCAUUUCAGAAGCAGCGCUGCAGCAGGCUUUGGAAACCUCCUUCGUUCGGACGGCUGCCUACAUUUCGGAGGAGAGAAGAGCCGAGAUAUUCAAAAGAAACAGGAAAUUCCCAGAAGCGUUUCAAGCCAUCGAGAACGAUGAUGUGGAAGAUUUACGUCGAAUCAUCAUCCUCCACGAGAAGACAGAUAACCAGCUCGUCCCCAUCAAUCAUCUGUUGCACUACGCGGUGGCCCAUGGAAGGGCGGGCCUAGUCUACUCUCUCAUCCAUGAAUUUGGAGCAGAUGCGAGAGCGCGUGACGAGGAUGGUCUGACACCACUAGCCCUUGCACUCAGGUUGAGUAAGACACAAGUCGUUCGGGUGCUGCUGUUUUCCGACAAAGUGGGAGGAAUUCGUGUAGAUGACGCUGCAAUGGACACUGCCUCGUCAGGAGAAGGAGAAAUCGUUCAAAUUCUGCAUGCGAAUUUUGUGCAAGGCACGACAGCUGAGAAAUCCACGGGGUCAAGCAUGAGUCUUCUUGAACGAUGGUCAUUCUUCUCGCUGCUCCCGGCCAUGGUCAGCAACAAUUGGAGCAGCUUUUGCACCAUAUUGAGCCUGGGAAUUGAUCCAAACACUUCAUGUCCGCCUGAGUUUGCAUCUGCCACGACAUUCUUCGCGCCUGCUCUUUUAGCGGCUACUACUUACAACGCCUUAAUGCUCGUGGCGGUGUUAGCCUUCGGGGCUUCUGCUGAUAUCAGAGUACCUCUGCCUGAUGGCCGAACGCCUCUGCAUCUAGCAUGUGGUAACUACUUUCACGCAUCGUCUGGCUUAGACGAGGAUUCUCCAGAACUUUUUCGACGGUGGCCUUUGGACAAGACGCAAGUAAGGGAGGAGUAUUUACCAGGCUUGCAAAGAUUCUGCAUUACGAUCUUGCUGCGUUUCGGGGCUGAUCUUGAGGCACAAGACUAUCACGGCAACACACCACUCAUGUAUGCAUUGGAAAAUGGACGCGAUCUCGUGGCUGCAACGGUGCUUAUGGAGCACGUUCCAAGAGCAAAUAUCAAUACCACAGACUUCCUCAAAAAUACAGCAUUACACAAGGCGUUCGAUCAGCAGAGGGAUGUCAUUGACUUCUGUCUAAGACACGGAGCCGAUGUCGAACUGAAAAAUCAUAUGGGGGAAACUGCACUUGGCGUGGCGGCCAAAGAAGGCUCAAUGACGAGGUGCGCCCAUUUACUCGACGCCGGAGCGCUAAUCGAUGCUCGUGAUGAGAACGGGCAGAAUUGUAUGCACGUCGCUCUCCAAAAGUCACACGUCGACAUUGUGCGCAUGUUCCAAGGAGCUAUACGAAACAAGUCUGGCGAAGGCCUACAACGCAUCUUGCUGGAUGAAGAUUGCCGGGGAUGGACCUGCUUGCAUACAUGCAUUCAGAAGUGCGCAGAAGACGAGGCAGUCUUUCACUCCAUAUUCUCUGAGUGGCUUUCGCUAUGCCCGGAAGAGUGGAUUGACCGCCAAGACGCCAAUGGCUGGUCUAUGCUGCAUAUGGCUGUUUCAUACAGUCUCGAAUGCUGUCGGACCUUGCUUGAGCAUGGGUCGUCACCUACCCUCGCAGACACGGUUUUGGGAUGGACGCCGCUGCACAAUGCCUGCAACGAAGCGAAUUUUGAUAUUAUUAACCUGAUGCUGCAACACGGCGGGGAUAUGAACAAAGCAGACCAUUAUCGUGGUUGGACACCGACAGAUCUGUUAACUCAAGCCACUGACGCAGUCCGCCUAGCAGAUGGAGACGACUUUGAUCCGGGGGAAAGCGAAAGCGAUGGAGGUGAAAUCCAAACCGAAGAUACCGACAUUGACGCCGUACUUUUCGAUGAAGGAUACAACCUUUCGCCAGAUGAGCUUCGACACAUAGCACUAAGGAUGGCACUUAGCAUGCAAGAAAGUGAAAGCGAUGAAGAUGAAGAUGAAAACCAAGCCGAAGGCAUCGACACGUACGCCGUAAACGAAGGAUACGACAUUUCGCCGGAUGAGCGGCGACACAUAGCACUAAGGAGGGCACUCAUCAUGCAGAAAGUGUCGCUAUACUUCACACGCGAAGCAUUGAGCCGAGUUGCUCGAUCGAUGCAACAAGUCGACUUCGACGGACUCGUCGAAGCAGAGCGAGGCAAGGUCUUCCCGCAGCUUCUUGCUCAGACAGGUGCAAAGACUAGUCAGGGUCCUAGCACGGAUGAGCGAGAAACGAAACUGUCACUCCAGGUCAGGUUGAAUGAGCAAAGGAACCUACCCUCGUGUUUCAUUAUGAAUGAUACAGGAGUGUGCGUCGACAGGUACUACAUUUUCCCCUCAGCCUCGAAAAGCCCAAGAGAACGCUGA